AUGGAAGACUGCAGUGGGGAUGUUUGCUCUGGAAGAAGUCAGAAGACCUGGUUUCAGGCCAACCAAUCGUGCCGUCUUCUGAAGCUUACGCCAGAAAGAAUGACGUCCAUCAAAAAUAUUAUAGGUCAAAGCUGGCAGAGCUAUGCUUACUGGGUGGGACUUAGUCGAGACAGCGAAUUACUAUGGAGGGACGGCACACCUGUGUUAAAUGCUGUUCGGCUCGCUGACAGUGACGACAGGGCGUGUUUGAACGAGUACGUUCUCGGGUUGAAUCUCACUCGAACAGAAGCCAGUCCCUGUGAUUGGACUCUACGGGCCAUUUGUGAAAUAAAGAAAGUCGCACACACAACAGCAAAACCACCUACAAGUACUCCAGCCAGUACAAUUACGUCAUCAACAACAACAACUAUGACGUCAGUGUCAACCAGAUCGAUAUCACAGCAACAACAGUCGGAGAACAACAAAACCGACAUCGUGGCUGUUACCGUUCCUGUCAUUGCAAUACUGUUAGCUUUAGCUGUUGGAACGAUUCUCGUCUGCUAUUUUAAAAGGAAAAAUAAACUGGUGUUCGUCGUACAGAAAUUCACGUCUUUCAAACAGCCGAAGCAGACGAAAGAACCGGAAUACGACAACCAAUCCCUAGAUUCAGGGCUGUGCUACGAAUCUAACGACGAUUCUAGCUUCACUUCAGAGUAUGACGUCACCAAUCCGGACUACGACAUCACCGGCCAUUACGCCGGAGUGUACCAAAAUACGGAAACUGCCGAAAGAGCUACGAGCGACAACGAAGCCGAAGCGUACCGAAACGCGACUGUCACGAAGGGUGGAGCGAGAUCGGGAAAUUGCGUAGAAAACAAGGAUGGCGCCGUUGGAGUAGUAGGAGUAGACAACAGAGCGUUUUAUGUCACUGACGAAGCUGAACACCAGUCUCGCGACACGAAGCAAGGAAAAGAUGUUUACUAUAAAAACACCACGUCCAGAUACAGUGGAAUACACAGAGACUUGUGGGGGCGUGACAAGAAGGUGAAUGGUGAGUUUGGACCUUAUCUCGAUCAACAGGGAUAUGAACUCGCGGUACCCGACAGACGUGAAACACUUGAUUCCCGCCAUCUCACACAAGGCCAAAUCUACACACAGAUAGAGGACGUCACCAUGCCCACGGACGAUGAUCUCUAUGAAAUCCCGGUUUUCAGAGAACAUAACGACGAUAGUAGUACCUCGCAAACCACACCCACCAAUCACGUGACGAAACAGUCGGGUCCGUCCGACCACGUGACCUGUCUAGCCAAUCACUUGAUUGCAAAAGAUGAAGACGUCGACGACGUUGAAUACUGGACUGUGGAUGACGUAGACGAUUUUAAGAAAAUCACCCAAGAAGAGUUACCUGCUCUUACUUCCGUCUCUAGCGUUUGCGGUGAUCCAGAGUGUAGUCAGAACCAGCAAGAUCGUGUUUAUUUUGUCCUGGAAGAGUCCACAAAAACCGAGAGGGUUUACGCACAGAAUGUUGUUGCACAGACACGUGAAUCCAUCGGAAUAACAGAUAGUGAGGUGUAG
Messenger RNA from Gigantopelta aegis, 1554 nucleotides. RefSeq lists its product as uncharacterized. The transcript is spliced from 7 exons. The coding region runs from base 1 to 1554 and encodes 517 amino acids. The record is from RefSeq and is a predicted model, not a curated record. NCBI's taxonomy places the organism in Eukaryota, Metazoa, Mollusca, Gastropoda, Neomphalida, Peltospiridae.